AUGAAGUACUCUGCGUCUACCGUUCCCCUGGCCAUGGGGCUCUUGCUCGGCACUGUCCAGGCCAUGCCCCAGGCGGCCACGACGGUCAAGUGCUCGCACAACAACUGCUUGCGUGCUAAUAUUAAUGUCGAGUCCAGCACCGAGACCAUUUGGGAGACUGUUACGCCCACCACCGAGACGGCCACGAGCUUCAGCACCGAUGUUGCCAUACAGGUGACCACCGUCACCGUCGUCGACACUGUCGACGUCACCACCCAGACGCUAACGACGACCAUCACCGCUGUGCCCGCACGCAAGCGUGAGGAUGGCGAGAACCAGGAGAAGCGCCAAGUGACGGAGGUCCCCUCGGCCAUGCCCACGUACGCCACCGCCUGCCGCAGCACCGAGGCCUACUCAUCCGCCUGCUCCUGCAUCGGCAUCAGCCCGGCGACCAUCACCGUGGCCACGCCCACCGUCAAGGUCACGUCCACUUCGACCGUGACCGCGCAGGUGACGGUCGGCGUCAUCGAGACGGUGACGAGUGUCGCGCCUACGACUGUCACGAACACCGAGUCCCGCACGGCAACCGCAGUCGCCACCGCGGUCGUGCAGCCCCGCCCCUGGGACCGCUUUAUUCUCCGUGCGGUUGGCGGCCGGGCCAACGGCCAAUUCGCCUACUCGUGGCAGUUUGAGAGCAACGUUGCGUCGCUCGUCCAGAGCUUCGGCAGCCGCGGACAAGCCACCGUCUUCAGCCUCAGCUCCCCCGCCGACAACUCCCUGUUCGUCGAGCAGCACCCGCAACUCGGCCAGCUGCUUGUGUCGAGGGGCGCGGGGGCCUUUGGCGCCGUCUUCAACGCCGGCGCGGCGCGGCGCCAAAGCGACAAUCUCCUUCCCGUGACCUGCUCCAUCGCGGAGGCGGACUGGGAGCUCAGGUGCGAUUUCCAGGGCCAGAGGGACUGGUACUACUGCAACGCGUGGAUGGGCUAUGUGCUGCAGAUUGGCGGUGUUCCCCAUCCAUCGUGGGGUUGCGAUGCUGUCAAGCUGUACGCUGAGCGACCUUGA
Molecule: messenger RNA, 1041 nt
Organism: Verticillium dahliae VdLs.17
Lineage: Eukaryota; Fungi; Ascomycota; Sordariomycetes; Glomerellales; Plectosphaerellaceae
Exons: 4
Coding region: 1-1041 (346 amino acids)
Source: RefSeq, a predicted model, not a curated record